UGUCGCUGAGCGCAACGUUUGUAGACGUUCGAAUUGACCGAACCGUGUGUGUGUAUGUGUGUGUGUAUAGAAGAAAAAUCAUUUCCAAGUAUCUAAGUCACUGACUAAUUUAGAAUAUAUAUGUAUGUAUAUCGCCCAGCUAGUAAGUGUAAGCGUGUAUUUUAUUCGAAAAACUACAACGAGCAGGCGUUUGAUGCGCUAAAUUUGUAAAUUUUUUUUUGUAUGGAAAACUCUUGAAAAGCCGUCGGACAUUGCUUGGCAAUUUUUGUGAAUUUCGUGAAGAAUUUCUUUUACUAAGCAAAAAAAAAAUUGUUUACGGUGAAAAAAUUGUGUAUGAAAAAAUAAAACUUCUUUGAAACUGGCAAAAAUAAAAGGUUUCGGCAAAUAAAUUUUCUUCAUGAGCUAGAAGAAGUCUGCAAAACAAACUAUAAACACACAUUGUUGUUGUUGCCUGGCAGCGCUGAGUCGUAGGGGAUUUUGCUGGCGUUAAAGUUGAAGGAUGUGUUUUUGUGCAACAUCCUUGCUCGAUAUGCGGAAUUGAAGUCGUCGGAGAUUUAAUAUGAUUUAAUAUAUUAAAAACAACAACAAAAAGUAGCAAAAAUCUUACUUUCACAACUAACGCUUUUUAAAAAUACACACACAACAAAAACACAAAACUACAUACACACUACCCACUACAAAAGAAAAAAAAUACUCAUUUCAAAGCAGUCUACUUAUAUAAAGGACAACAAUAGCAUUGAAUAGAAGCAGAGAAACUCCACCAACUCCAAAAUGGUGCUCGUGUUGAAUGGUGUCUUACAGGACGAUUGUCCAAUGGAUACAAACAGUCUAUUCUUACAACAUCCGGUUUACAGAGAUUAUGCCCAACAACUACUAUCCAUACCAAGAAAAUCCGUUGGUCCUGUCGGUCUGCUCUAUGUGGGACAACGUGAAAUGGCCGCUGCAGCGCCGCAUGACAAGAAUAUUAACAUUAUUGGCGCCGAUGAUGCCACCACAUGCAUUAUUGUGGUAGUGCGGCAUUCAGGUUCAGGCGCUGUGGCUUUGGCGCACUUUGAUGGUAACGGCAUUGACGAGGCUGUAUGCACAAUGGUCGCACGCGUACAGGAGUUGGCCUUAGGUUAUCCGGAGGGUCGCAUUGAAUUGCAAUUAAUUGGUGGCUACCGAGAUCCACAAGGAUAUGGCGAGGAGGUUUUCUAUAGCAUAAUGCAAUCAUUCCAUAAGCAUCAUCUCGAAAUCGACUUAACUCAAGCCUGCGUCGGCGAGCUGAACACCAUACUGCGUGGCGACAUCAACUACCCGAUCAUAUACGGGGUGGGCGUCAAUAUAAAAACUGGCGAAAUAUUUCCAGCAACAUUUUUAGACCGGGGUCCAGAUAGGCAAUUGCGUGAUGCACGCAAUUUUAUGGGUGCACAAUCGGUCUUGGACAUUUACGACUCCUCGCUGGGCAUGCUACGUAUCGGCCCAUUCAAUUAUGAUCCCUUACGUGGCGUUGAUUUGUGGCUUUCACAAACCGAUGAAUUUCUAUUGCAGCAUCUGUCGACGAGUCCGGAUGUUGAGCCGCCGCAUUUCACAAUGCAGAUACGCGCCACAAUCAAAUUCAUACAGGAUAAUCAAUUUCCCGCAAUCACAGUUUUUCGUGACAAUCGACCACGCUACUACAGACGCGACGAGUCUACGGGCUGCUGGACUUUGGUUAAUGAUUGAGGCAAGAAAACCUUACAACUUGCAUGAAAA
Molecule: messenger RNA, 1734 nt
Organism: Ceratitis capitata (Mediterranean fruit fly)
Lineage: Eukaryota; Metazoa; Arthropoda; Insecta; Diptera; Tephritidae
Gene: Ntan1
Product: protein N-terminal asparagine amidohydrolase
Exons: 8
Coding region: 772-1704 (310 amino acids)
Biological process (GO): ubiquitin-dependent protein catabolic process
Cellular component (GO): nucleus
Molecular function (GO): protein-N-terminal asparagine amidohydrolase activity
Source: RefSeq, a predicted model, not a curated record